GAGUGCAGUCAGCCUCGGACAGACUUUGCCUAUCAUGCAUGGCAAACGUAAUGGGAGAGCAUGGUGGCACUGGUUCGCCGAAAGCGACACACCUCAAGAACGAAAGCUGCUCCUGAAACUGGACCUGCUUAUUGUCCCGUAUGCAUUCAUUGGGUUCUGGAUCAAUUAUAUUGAUGCAUCGAAUAUCAACAAUGCAUGGGUGGCCGGACUUUCCGACGACCUCAACUUUCGUGGAAACCAGUUGGUCGACUUCCAAACCAUCAGUCAAGUCGCUCAAGUCAUUGGCCAGAUCCCCUUCGCAUAUUUAUUCCCGCUGCUGCCCAUGAAUUGGCUGGUACCGGGAACGGAGAUUUUCUGGGGCAUUUUCACCCUCUUGCAAUAUCGGGCCAACUCGUAUGCAGAGUUCAUGGCAUACAGGUUCUUCAUUGGGUUCUUCGAGGCUCCUUUCUUCGUCGGAGUCCAUUAUGUUCUUGGAUCGUGGUACCGAGCGGACGAACUUGGCCGUCGCGGUGGAAUUUUCUAUAUCGGCUUGACGCUUGGGUCUCUUACCUCAGGCCUGAUCCAGAGCAGUGCCUCAGCGAACCUCGAAGGGGUUGCGGGUCUCGCAGGUUGGCGAUGGAUGUUCAUCAUCGUCUCGUUGAUGACCUUCGUCGUCGCUAUUGCGGGAUUCUUCAUCUGGCCCGGCACUCCCGAUAUUCCCAACAAAAUGUUUCUCAAUGAGGAGGAGCUUCAGAUUGCGCGAAGGCGCCUGCAGGAGAAUGGAACCGGGGCCAAGAACAACGCGAUCCCCAAACUGUCACUUGGCUUGCUCAAAUCGGUCUUCACCAGCUGGAAAGUCUAUACUCUCGUCGCCUGGAACCUCUUCUUCUGGAACAGCGACCCUCAACCUUGGGGCGGGUACUUGCUCUGGAUCAAAAGCCUCGGCCGUUACACGAACGCCGAAGUCAACAGACUCGGGUCAUCAGCACCAGGCAUAGGCAUCCUCUAUGUGCUGUUCAUUAACUUCAGCUCCGAUCUCUGGCUUGGACGGACCGGCGCCAUCCUGCUUGCGCACACCGUCAACAUUGUCAGCAUGACCCUGCUCGUGGUCUGGAACAUCCCCGAAAAUGCCAAAUGGUUCGCCUUCAACAUCUACUACUUCGACAUUGGAAUGAGUAGCGUUCUGUACGGCUGGGCAAAUGAUAUCCUCCGGCAUAACAAGGCAGAGCGUGCGGUGACGCUGGUUGUGAUGAACACAGUUCCCACCGCCAUCCGUGCUUGGAUCGGUCUCCUUGUCUUCAAGACCGUUGAAUCUCCUCGGUUCACAAAGGGCUACUCUUUCUGUCUUGCCAACUCGAUAUGCCUGAUCGGCUUCACAUUCGUUGUGAGGCAUUUGUAUAGGAAGCAGGAGUAA
Exophiala dermatitidis NIH/UT8656 is the source of this 1393-nucleotide messenger RNA. Its product is annotated as retrograde regulation protein 2. Bases 35 to 1393 code for a protein of 452 amino acids. NCBI's taxonomy places the organism in Eukaryota, Fungi, Ascomycota, Eurotiomycetes, Chaetothyriales, Herpotrichiellaceae. The record is from RefSeq and is a predicted model, not a curated record. Gene Ontology annotation, cellular component: membrane. The transcript is spliced from 5 exons. Gene Ontology annotation, biological process: transmembrane transport. Gene Ontology annotation, molecular function: transmembrane transporter activity.